UCCCCACAAUUUUAAUUCAAUAUUAGCAACAAAAUAGUCAGUAUUGCAUGAGAGGAUAAGACAGAGGAUAGUGAUUUUAUUAAUAUUUUCGUCGUCGUUGUGUUAUAAAAUUCUUAAACCACCUGACGUAGAUUGAUACUUUUCCGGGCGUUUAAAUGUUCUUCCAUGGGGCUAGGAAAGCAUUACUAAAAUAAACGGACAGACAGACGAACGAGUGAUCUUAAAAGGGUUUCGUUUCGGACGUACAGAACCCUAACAGGAGAACCAACUUGACAUUGUAGUUGCAAAAAAAUCUUCUCCCAUAAAUUGAAACUGCAAAUGUAAAAAAGAAGAUGAGUAUCACACUGAAAAUUAUCAUUUUCCAAUUGUUUUUAUUGGCCUCAGACUGUCAAGAUGCAGAAGAAAACAAUCCAAACUGCAAUACUAACAUAAGAGAAGAAAUGGUAAGAAAGUAUCAUUAUGGUGAUUAUGAACAUCUAAAGACAUUGAAUUGCUAUAAUGUCUCUGAAAUUUCUGAAGGAUUCUUUGAGAAAUGGCAAUCAAAUCCACAGUACAUUGACCAAAUUUCUUUUAUGAAUAGUCAUCUUGAUACACUUCCAGCGUUAACAUUUAACAAGUUGUAUAAUCUAAAGGAGAUUUCCUUAAAAGCAGCUGGUAUUACAAUUUUAGAGGUAGGCUGCUUUGUAGGCCUAAAAGAACUCAAUAUAUUACAACUGGAUGGAAACAACAUUGAAGUACUUGAAAAAGGAGUACUACGGAAUCUUCCGACUUUAACAACGUUAUAUCUCUCUAACAAUCAGCUACACACAAUUCAUAAAGAUUCUUUUAAAGGCCUUAUAAAUCUGAAAGAACUCUUUUUAAAUGGUAAUAAUCUGUACUUCUUACUUGAUGAUUUAUUCUCACCUUUGAAUAAUGUUCAAAAGAUUGAUCUUUCAAGAAAUUAUUUAGAAACACUUAACGCUAGUACAUUCGACCACUUAGUACAACUAAAGUAUUUGUAUAUAAAUAGCAAUAGAUUAAAGUACCUUCCACCAUAUUUAUUCAAAGAUCUUUCAAUGCUAAUUGUACUCGACAUUUCUAAUAACAUAUUAACAGAUAUUUCGUCAGGGAUAUUAUCUGGACUUGAUAGCUUAACUUACUUCAAUGUUUCUCAUAAUCAACUUACCACAUUUAAAUCGAAUAAUCUUUAUUAUCUUAGUAAUUUAGUGGAAUUAAAUGUAGCAUACAAUUACAUUAGUUCUCUAAAUACAGAUGAAUUGACAAUUUAUUUGCCAAAUUUGAAAGAAAUCUACUUACAUGAAAACAACUGGACAUGCGACAUGCUGUUAAGUAUUUUUAGAGCAUUUAGGAUGAUUAAUGUGCAAGUCCAGCCAGGGAAUAAUUACCAUGAAGAAGGAAGUUUAAUUGGAAUUCCAUGUACUAAGCUGUCCAUAAAUUCUUCAUUCGCAUCAAUUACAAAUGAUAGUAGUGGACUAUCAAUACAUAAAACUGAUGAAAGUAGAUUUUUGCAAUAUAACCAUAUUCUGUUAGAAAUCGCUGGAAGAAUUUCAAACAAUAACCAUCUAAUGGAGCAGUUGAUACACGCAAACAUAAACAGCUCUGAAAGCAUUCAAAUCAUCGCCGAUAAAGUGCAGAACAGUGCAAUAAACGCAAAAUCCUCUGACAUGUACCACUUGCCAGGCCAAAACAUAUCCGACUCAAUAGAACGUACAAACAUUCUUUUAGAAAGUAUAAUAAACGAAUUACGAAUCGAGCACAGUAAUACCAUGAAUAUUCUGCAAAACUUAGCAAAUCAUUCGACAGUCAAUCAAGAUACUCCACGACUAAAUAGUGUUAAUCCACAGCCUCUUCAACUUAACCAAAAUGUUCCACUUGGUUCACCCAACUUGGAAAUUGUUAAGUUCAUGAACAACAUGAAAACAGAAACGAAAACUAUUUUAGACAUCUUUAUGCAUAACAUAUCUCAAACUAUCGCUUCAAUCCAAACGAAGAUUAACGAGCCUGCCAACUCUCAGAAUAAUUACAAAAACCAACUCAUUUCUGAACGUCUCCAAAAAAACCCUUCAACAUCCAGCGCUGGAAGUGGGAACAUUGCCGUGAUUGUUUGUUUGUGUAUUGUUGUUAUUAUUCUGAUUAUAAUAUUAGGAAUUGUUUAUAUUCAAUACAAGAAGGGAACCUGUGUAGCUAAUGGUCUGAGACGUGGCACAUCCAACAGGCCACUGGGAAACAAAAGCGAUACCGAUCUCAUAGCCAGCAGCACAUUCUCAAACUCUGAGGUCUAAUAUUAUUGCCCAAAUGUUGUCACUUUUAAUGAAAUUUCAGCAGACGUAUGUAAAAAUCUAAUUUUUAAUUUCGAUUACUUGUUAUUCAAUUUGUGUAUUGUUUAAAACCAAAUAUAAAGCUUGAUAUUAUAAUGUUAUUAUAUAUUAUUAUAAAUUGA
Molecule: messenger RNA, 2440 nt
Organism: Agrilus planipennis (emerald ash borer)
Lineage: Eukaryota; Metazoa; Arthropoda; Insecta; Coleoptera; Buprestidae
Product: leucine-rich repeat-containing protein 15-like
Exons: 3
Coding region: 333-2282 (649 amino acids)
Molecular function (GO): protein binding
Source: RefSeq, a predicted model, not a curated record